AUGGAAGCGGGAAGGGAAGAAGAGAACUACGUGGACUGGAGAGGGCACACGGCCAAUCCUAAGAAGCACGGCGGGGUUUCCGCCGCCGCCUUUACCUGUGUUGUGGAGGCGCUGGAGAACAUGGUGUUCCUGUCCAACGCCACGAAUUUCGUGUCGUAUUUCAUAAAGUCAAUGCACUACUCCACCGCCCACGCCGCCAACAUGGUCACCAAUUUCAUGGCCACCUCCUUCCUCCUCACCGUUGUCGGCGGCUUCGUCACCGACUCUUUCCUCAACAGGUUCUGGACCUUCAUCGCUUCCUGCACCACCGAGCUCCUGGGAAUCAUGCUGCUGACCAUCCAAGCCGAGCAGAGCCGGCUCCAGCCGCCGACAAACGAAACUCCCUCGGCUUCUCAGGCGGCCAUCCUGUACGGCGGGUUGUACGCGAUUGCGGUGGGAUUCGGCGGGAUCAAGGCUUCCCUGCCGGCCCACGGCGCUGAUCAGCUGGACCAUGGGAACCAGGGCCGUAUCUCCGCCUUCUUCAACUGGUUCUUCUUUUCGCUCUGCAUUGGAGGCCUGAUGGCGUCGACUUUCAUGAUAUGGGUCCAGGAGAAUCUGGGCUGGAAGUGGGGGUUGAGGCUGUCGCUCAUUGCUUUGGGCUCCGCGCUCUGCGUUUUCGCAAGUGGGUUCCCCAUCUAUCGGUUCAGACGGCCCACCGGAAGCCCAAUAACAAGAAUCCUCAAGGUCUUGUGUUCGGCAGUUCGUAAUUGGAGAGCCUCCCAUGUAGUUGCCAACGAUGAAGCUGCCGGAGACAUGAGCAAAAAGUUCAGGUUCCUCGACAAAGCGACGGUUGAUGGCACCGUAACCAGCCCGGAGGUGGAGGAAACAAGGUCCUUUCUCCGGCUGCUCCCAAUCUUCGGCAGCACAAUCAUGAUGAGCUGCUGCCUUGCCCAGCUCCAGACAUUCUCCGUGGAGCAAGGAAGCGUCAUGGACAGGAAACUCCGCGGCGGAUUCCUAAUCCCGACGCAGUCGCUGUCGGUUUUCUCGCUCGUCGUCAUAUUGUCCUCCAUCCCGUUCUACGAGUACGUCGUCAAGUCAUCUCGAGCCACGGCGUGGCUCAAGAUUUACCGCCCGCUCAAGAGGAUAGGCCUGGGCCUGGCCCUCGCCUCGGCCUCGAUGGCUGUGGCUGCAGCCGUCGAGGUCGAGAGGCGAUCGGCAGCCUCGGUCGACGACUCGACGAGGCUGUCGGUUUUUUGGCUCAGCUGGCAGUUUCUAUUCCUAGGGGUGUCCGAUAUGUUGACUCUUGGAGGGAUGCUCGAGUUCUUCUACUCUCAGGCGCCAAACAGCAUGAGGAGCAUGUGUACGGCGUUGGCUUGGGCCUCUACUUCGAUGGGCUUUUUUCUCAGCUCGCUUCUUGUGACGUUAACGAACAAGAUCUCGGGCCGGUUUGGGGACGAGUGGCUGGGCGGGCACGACCUGAACCGGAACCGGUUGGACCUGUUUUAUGCGGUUCUUUGUGUUUUGAACUCGGUGAACCUGGUUAACUAUGUGUUUUGGGCUAAGAGGUACUAG
Messenger RNA from Linum trigynum, 1551 nucleotides. The record is from the annotation of a GenBank genome assembly. NCBI's taxonomy places the organism in Eukaryota, Viridiplantae, Streptophyta, Magnoliopsida, Malpighiales, Linaceae.